AUGGGCGGUGACGUCAUCACGGAUCGCAGAUUGUCGCUGAGCGGCAUCUACUCGUUCAUCACGCGCACCUACCCGUACUACCGCACCGCCGACAAGGGCUGGCAGAACUCGAUCCGGCACAACCUGUCGCUGAAUCGCUACUUCGUCAAGGUGCCACGCAGCAGGAGACCGGGCAAGGGCAGCUUCUGGCGCAUCGAGCCGCUCUCGGAGGCCAAGCUGGCCGAGCAGGCCUUCCGGCGGCGGCGGCAGCGUGGCGUGCACAGCGUCGGCACCAGGUCUCCCGGACCUGUGACGUCAUUGAUGCCAGCCGGUGACGUUUCGCUCUCGCCGUGCGACAUCACAUUCCUACCGGAGACCUGAGAGAGGGCGCGGUCAGCCGGACCCGCCGCCAGCGCACCGGAGCUGACGUGCCCCGCCGGCGGGUACCUGCGCGAGCCGGCGGUGCUGCGCUCGAGCGCCGCGGGGACGCCGUGACGUUACUUAAGGCCGGCGUG
Molecule: messenger RNA, 494 nt
Organism: Pollicipes pollicipes
Lineage: Eukaryota; Metazoa; Arthropoda; Thecostraca; Pollicipedomorpha; Pollicipedidae
Product: forkhead box protein K1-like
Biological process (GO): regulation of transcription by RNA polymerase II
Molecular function (GO): RNA polymerase II cis-regulatory region sequence-specific DNA binding; DNA-binding transcription factor activity, RNA polymerase II-specific
Source: RefSeq, a predicted model, not a curated record